AUGAUUAAUUCAAAACCAACCACUCGCAGUGGCGCUAAAUUACAGGCUGUCGCUUCUCCAAAAGUUGUCUCUUCACCUGCUAGCAGUUCUCCAUCCAACGAUGAUAUCAUGACUACGUUACUAUCCUUUCGAACUGAGUUUUCUGAUUCUUUUAAAAAACUGUCAUUGACGCAAGACAAUCAAUUUAAAGAGCUAAAAAAUGACAUAGUUCAACUGUCCUCUCUUCUUGCUGAACUCAAAGCUGAAAAUAACACUCUUAAGGGUGAGGUGGUUUUUCUAAAAGAUAAAGUCCUGAGGCUGGAAUCCUUGGAUUCUCCUGCCUUUUCAUCCACUGUUGUAUCACAAGUGUUCCAGGAAACGUUUGAACGAGAAAGAUGCUCUACUAAUUUAUUGGUAUACAGUGUUCCUGAGUCUUCCGCUGAAUCUACCGCUCAACGUAUCACUGAUGACAAAUCAACUUUUGAGAAUAUUGUAAUUCCUCUUAUAGGCAAUCUUCCUGCUCAAUACAAAUUGGUUCGUCUGGGUAAAGCUCAGGCUAACAACACUCGUCCCUUGAAAAUAAUUUUUGAAUCUAAAGAAUGCGCUUCUAAAUUACUAGCUACCUAUUAUGAGGUAAAGAAAAAGGGUACUAACUUUCCGCCAAACUUCCGAAUUGUAAAAGAUAAGACUCUACUUCAACGUACCCUACUGCGUAACUGCCACUCUGAACUUGAGCGUAGGUCUCAAGAUGGCGAAGUUGGACUGCAGAUUGUUCAUAUAAAUGGUCUCCCAAAGGUCGUGUUUAGCAAUCCUAGGAAUGGAAAUUUCAACCAGAGGCCCACAUUCAACAACCCUUAA
Macrosiphum euphorbiae (potato aphid) is the source of this 837-nucleotide messenger RNA. Lineage: Eukaryota; Metazoa; Arthropoda; Insecta; Hemiptera; Aphididae. The record is from the annotation of a GenBank genome assembly.